AGGAGAAGUUAUUGUCAGGUAAACAGUAAACCAGUAAAAAGGCAAGUGUUCGGGACAGGACAUGGAGAUCAAGCCAGGGUAUUAUUUUCGGGAGAUGACAUAACAAAGAGAACAUGAACAAUAAAAUGCAUGUAAGUGCAGAAAAAAAUGUUCAAGAGUAGUGGGGCGUGUAGAGGAGUUGACUCUAGGUUAUAAAAACAUCUAAUCAAGUGACAAAUUGAAUAUCUAAAGCUGACCAUCACAUCACAAAGGCGGGGCCAUGAUGAAGAGAUGGCGUGAGGCGGCUUUGCUGUCUUUCCUCCUCAUAUGUCUGCUAAAAACCGACUCCACAUGGGCCAGAAAAGGAGGGAGCAGCAGCAGCAGCAGCCGGAAAUCUUCCACCUCCACUUGGGGGAACCGGGGAUCGCAAUCCAAACCGUCCAGCUCAAAUCCGGGAAGCACUUCCAACCGGAACACCAAUCCAUACCCCUCCGGUGGAAAUUAUCCUGGAGCAGGAAAUAGAAACCCGUCAAGUUAUCCAGGAGGCGGAAGUUACCCCAACCAGAAUCCUGGCCGAACCAAUCCUGGUGGAUAUCCAGCGGGUGGCAGUUAUCCAAACCAGAACCCCGCAGGCCGUAACCCAGCUGCUGGCGGUUAUCCAAACCAGAACCCUGCAGGCCGUAACCCAGCUGCUGGCGGUUAUCCAAACCAGAACCCUGCAGGCCGUAACCCAGCUGGCGGUGGAUACCCCAACCAGAAUCCAAACAGAGGCGGUACCAACCAAGGAUACCCUAACCAGUACCCGGCUGCUGGAGGUUAUCCGAACCAAAAUCCUGCAAGGAAUUAUCCAAAUCAGAACCCGGCUGCUGGAGGCGGCUACCCGAACAGGGGUGGUUACCCAGCUGGAGGGAGCUACCCGGCCGGCGGAAGCUACCCGGCCGGAGGGGGCUAUCCUAACAGGGGUGGCUACCCAGUUGCGGGAGGCUACCCAGCUGCAGGGGGCUAUCCCAACAGAAACCCCUACCAGUAUCCAGCUGCAGGUGGUUACCCAGGGCGUGGUGGAUCAUUCGGCUACCCCCAAGGAAACCCAAAUAACAAGAUUUUGAGUCCCCACAUUGGCGGGGGUGCUUACGGAUACGGCGGUACCGGAAUAGGAGGGUCUCCCUUCUCCCGUUCUGUGCAGAGUAUGGGUUACAAACCCAAAUCUACGGGGUUCGCCAAGAAGGCCAUGCUGGCAGCGGGCGUAGGCGCCGUGGCGGGAAUGGCGGUGGGAUAUGGACUGGGGCGCUUCCCCCGACCGCACUUCUCUUUCCGUAACCCUGAGGAAGAGCAUUACUAUAACAACUACAUGUACCGCCGCUACGGCUCACAAUCCACCGACGAGAAGGACUUUGGCCGCGAUUACGUCUACAAGCUGCCACCCAGAGCCGAGAACUACGACGCAUUCAUGGCCCGAUGUAUGAACAGAACGGAUCUUCUCAAGGAGCAGAAGACCAACUCCCCUGGGGGUAUCCAAGACGACGAUGACGACACAGUGAGUAUCGAGGAGAUCGGCUAUCCGUCCCUGGUGGAACAAAUGAAGGCCCGGCGCUGCGUGGAGAAUUACAUGGUCUACUCCGAGCGCUUCCUGGAGAAACGCAAGUCCGAGCAUCAGGUCCAGACAGGUCGCAGCGGCCCGCCGAGCGUCGGGGUGGCACAGUUUUUCCCGUCGCUCUUCAUGCUGCUGUUCAGCGUGUUCCUGUUCCAGUAAGAACAAUUAGGCCCUCCAUUAUAGCUGCACGUGUUCAGACAGUAAUGCUGUUAAAGUGUACCCUAUAUACGUACUCUGUAACCUCCAUGAAUUUUGCACCUUUUGGCUCAUUAUUUAGUCAAUCGCAGAAUGCACGACUCAUAAAAACUUUGUGAUGUGAAGCUUUCAAACAUGCACUUCGAACCUUAGAGGUGAACUCAUUUUGAGCGUCUCUAAGCUUUGACGCAACGCUUUCAAUACUUUUUACACCACUUGUUGUUCUCUAACAUGGAGCUGAACAGUGUUUUGAUCUGUGAAUGGACAACCCACGUCCUGUGUACAAUGAGAAUUGGUAUUUAAACAGUCGUCUUGAUACAGCCCCUUCGCACCCGUCGGCAUGGUUAAACCAAGACGGCACAGAUUUGAUUAGCAGGUCCUCGCCAAGAGAUCCGACAUAACAGAGAGACUGAAAGAAAACACCCGUUUGGAACUUGGCUAUUCAACUCCUUGUUAGAAAAUGGCACGUGUGUAUUCAAAACCUUGGAUGUUGAGAUUUCACACACGUACCUAACUUUUUUGAGUAGUGUUUGUAUGUGUGUGUGUACAUAUACACAUUCAUACAUACGGGUAGGUGCAUCAAACUAACACAAUGGGUGAGUCCCCAUGUCUCAUGCAUCUUGCUGAAAAAGGGUUAUAACCCGAAGAAGUAGUUAGUCUAACAUGCACUUGUGUUUUGAUUUGCACUCCAUGUUGUUGAUCACUGAAUACAUAAGUUUUUAAAAUUUGCGCUUGUAUUGCGAUUCAUGAUGAUAGUAUCACUCGUAUAACAAUGCAAACCGGGCUUUAGAUAUUGAGCGCAAUCGGGUUUGGCGGCGGUGUUGUGUAAAGAGUGUGUGUUGGCUGUCGGCAGGUAUUUUGAUGCAAACGUUUUCCCUGGUGUGAUUCAGUCAAAAAAAUAAUAUGA
This is a messenger RNA of Hippocampus zosterae (dwarf seahorse), 2672 nucleotides long. Its product is annotated as calcium-binding protein P-like. Gene Ontology annotation, cellular component: membrane. NCBI's taxonomy places the organism in Eukaryota, Metazoa, Chordata, Actinopteri, Syngnathiformes, Syngnathidae. The record is from RefSeq and is a predicted model, not a curated record. The transcript has 2 exons. Gene Ontology annotation, biological process: protein homooligomerization. The coding region runs from base 260 to 1729 and encodes 489 amino acids.